AGAAGAAGAAGCAGCAGCAGGAGGAGGAGGAGGAUAGGCGGGAGCUAGACAUACCGCGGUGCUGCUUUGUGGACAACGACUCCCAUUGUAGGGCGGAGAGACGUGUAUCUUGUCAGUAAUCCAUAGUCUUUGGUCAAACACAGAAACCGGUUUCUCUCCUUCUGAAGCAAGGACAUCUGUCCUUGAGGUGGAUAGAUAAAAGUAUCGGGUGACAUUAGUAGCAUAUUCAGGAUUGGAUGCUGUCAUUAAUGGUUAAAACACAUCUCAUCAGACAUUAUCUGUUCACUGCAGAGCGAGAGAGAGAGAGAAGCUGAGAGUGAGUGAGGGAGGUGGUAUGUGUGUCAUCUCGAUAGAGCCUCCCACCGGCGACUGCAUAUAUACUGUGAGAGCGGCGGCCGUCGGCCGUACAGAGGAGUGAUUGGGAGAUAUAGAGAUACAUCGUACCGAGUGUGCCGGCUCUGGCCCUGGCUACAGCCAUGCCUCUUCUGGAAGAGACCACUGUGCCUCGAGAGCAUCCCCCCACACUGCCUGUGGUCAUCAUAGGUAACGGGCCAUCAGGUAUCUGCCUGUCCUACCUGCUGAGUGGCUACAAGCCCUACCUGGACCCUUCAGCUGUUCACCCAAACCCUGUUCUGUACAGGAAGUUACAGGAGACCAGACACCUGCCCAUCACUGAACAGGAUCUGGAGUAUCUGAGUGAAGGUCUGGAGGGGCGGUCAGGAAACCCUGUAGCGGUGCUGUUUGACACCCUGCUGCACCCCAAUGCGGAUUUUGGCUACGAGUUUCCCCCUGUGCUACAGUGGAGAAGAGACAAGCAGCAGCACCUCCCUCACCUGGUGCUGGGCAGGGCAACGCCUGGAGGGGCCUGGCACGUGAUGGAGGGCUCCAUGCUGACCAUCAGUCUGGGCAUCUGGAUGGAACUGCCAGGGAUCAACUACCGAGACCUGACUAACAAUGGCAAAUGCAGGGGCGUGACCAACGACCGGGCCACUCCAGAGGAGAUCUCGUCUUACUACCGCAACUACGUCAAGCUGAUGGGCCUGAAGCAGAACUUUGUUGACAACACCUACGUGACCUCUGUGCAGAAACUUUUUCGUGGACCUGAGGGCGAGGGUCUAGAGAAUGGUCAUGGAGGGUUGGGGGAGGAGGGAAAGGAGGUGUACGAGGGGGGAAAGGGGGUGUACGAGGGGAGGGAGAGUGAGGGUGUAGAUGAAGGGGGAGGUGGGGGCCUGUGGGAGGUGAGGGGGUACCAGCGGGUGCAGGGCGACACCCACGUUCCUUUCUGCCUGUUUUCAGAGAAUGUAGUUCUGGCCACGGGCGCGUCUGAUUCGCCAGCUCAGCUGGGUGUGGAGGGGGAGGAGCUUCCCUUUGUGUUCCACAGCAUCUCUGCCCUGGGAUUGGCUGUGAGUCGGAAGAAGCUUGGGCCAAACUCUGAUCCGGUGCUGAUUGUGGGGGCGGGGUUAAGCGCGGCAGAUGCGGUUUUGUGCGCUUGUAACAACAACAUUUCCGUGCUGCAUGCCUUCCGCAAACACGUAGACGACCCAGGCCUCAUCUUUAAACAGCUACCCAAGACCCUCUACCCAGAAUACCACAAGGUCUACCACAUGAUGCACUCCCAGACCCACGCAACACCAAACAUGGCUGCCACCUCCACCACCAAUGGCCUUCCCAGCAUGGCCGCCUCAGUCUGCUCCAAGAUGUGCUCCCAGCCCCAACCCACCACAACUAACAUGGCCGCCAGUGGUGGUCCCGUUCUGUUCCCUGACUACACCAGCUUCCCAGAGCACUGCGUGGAGUCCUUCCAGCCAGACAUGAAGUGUGUCCUGCAGGGGAGCAACUCCCUCAAGGCCUUUAAGAUCUCCAUGGCCCUGGUGUUGAUCGGCACCCAUCCCAACCUGUUCUUCCUCAAGGGCCAGGGCCAGUACCUGGGACUGGACCCCACCAAACCCAUCUCCUGCAAGCAGAACCCUGUGGAUGUGCACCCCUACACCUUCGAGUGCACCAAGGACCCAGGACUGUUCGCCAUGGGCCCGCUGGUGGGAGACAACUUUGUUCGCUUCCUAAAGGGCGGUGCUCUAGGCAUUGCCUCCUGCCUGCUCAAUAGACUGAAGAAGAAAGGCAAGCUGAUCGCAGAAGUGGGAGGAGUAGGAGGGGAGUUUAUCUAGGUGAAGUGUGGAUGGAGAGGAACGAGGUGGUGAAUGAGUUGGAAGGGAGAGAGGAGGAAGAGGCAUCUUUAUUUAAGCGAAGGGAGAAAGGAGAGGAAAGAGGUGAAGAAAGGGAGGCGAGGACGGGGUUCAUCUUAGUAAAAAUAGCUACUAUAACCAAUGGAGUUCUGAGUUAAAAGGGCAAAGACAAACGUUUUUUAAUAUUUUAUUGUUUGCAGUGGACAUGCCUAUUUGAACUCUGAAGCUUUCUUACCACUUCUAAGAGAACUGAAAACAAUGGAAGUGGAGGCAGGCUAGUUACAGUUCAUGACCAGGUGCAGCCCACCACCUGUUACAGCUCCACUGUUCUGGUUUCUGCUGGGAAGCUGUCACAGGGUCUAAUGUCCUCUAUCCAGAAAUCCAAUCUGCAGUGUGACAAUGUUUUUUAGAGUCAUAUUUGUGACAUUUUGUAAAGUCUUGAGUUUUUGUUAUUUGCUCACCUUGUCUUUCAAGCAAGUGCAUUUUCUGAUUUCUCAUCUACUUUAAACAAUUGUCCUACUAUUUCUCUGAUGGCCUUCACCAUGCAAUGGACUGUGAACCACUACAACUCCCCUUUAAAGCUUCAGGGAAAUGGAACUUUGUAGAGAUAGGCCCAUAGCUGCUAUAGUGUUCCUGCCAUCAUCUCAAUUCUGAGUUUCUCAUCAGUGCCAAGCUACAGACCCCAAGCAGUAUCUGGUUGUGAUCUUUGAAAAAUAACUAUUUUGGAUGCAGCAGUUGUUAGCUAGAAUGCUAACGCUCAUUGACACAGGCUGUAGCAAAAGCUAGCCAAAUAGCCAUUUUACUGGUUGAAGUUGAAGUGUUUUUUAAGUAUAAUGCAGUUGAUUUGGGAUAACACAAACAUUAUAUUAAGCAGGACAUUCAUACACAAGACAUUCAGACAUUAAAAUCCAAAAGUUAUGUGAAAUGCACUCAUAAGUAAAAUCUAAAUAUAGGCUUUUUUGCUGCCACCAAUUUGCAGAAAUGUUAACAAACACAGAAAGGGGUCUAUAAAAUACUACUAGUCGACGACUCCUGAUAAGUGUACAUUGGAUAAACGCAAACUGUAGGUGCAUUCAUUGACGUCCAUCAGUCUGAAUACAAAACUGCUAGUCCAUUGCAUUUAUCAGGAGUUGACUAUCGCCUAUUGAAGUCAUAAUGACUAUGUUAAAUGCCCAUUUUCUGGUUGCCAUUAUGGAGUAAAUAUUAUGCCCGUGGCUCUGAUUCCAGGUCCGUAUAGUAUUCUCUGUGACAUGUCAUACCAUGUCACUUUCACACAGCCAUCAUACGCCUCAUGUGUUUGUUGUGCCAAAUACCUGUUACUGUAUGUAGAGCUGUGAGGACUGAGGGUAGAGUUUCAUUCAUUUAUUGAACCAGUCAGUCGCCUUUAGAAUGUGUGUUCAUAUGCAGUUUAUUUCCACAUGCAGUCGUCCUCAAGACUGAAGCUGCUUGCAGAAAACAAAUGGUGGAAUUGGGAUAAAAUAUAGAUUGUUGACAAGAUCAGCAAACUGAAAAUGUAUGGACAGUUCCUGGUCAAUAUGCUGUAUUCCAAACUAACCAGCCCUUAAGCACUAUAUCCAGACCUGAAAAAAAUGAAUCAGUGGUGGUAGUCACUCAACCUUGCCCCCAGAUAGACCAUCAGCUUAUGGCUAAUUACACCUACAUGUCCAAUCUACACAGUAGGUGCCUUGAUGAGAAGGGUUAACUAGGGGUUGAUUAAUAAGAAAAGGAAACAGCAGGUUCCCCAACCCCUGGGGUCUAACCAGGGUUUUCUACUACUGUCUUACAACACAUAACCCACCAUCUUCUCCUGUUCACAACAGACAGACACGCUGCUUUGUGCUUGGUAGAGUUGGACUCCUCUCUUGUACAACUCAAAUGAGUUUUUAAUAUGUUUUGUAUACUGUAUUUUUUAUUAUGAACAAAUAAAAAUCUUGAAACGUAAAACGUAACACCUAUUUAUUUGUUUUAC
Molecule: messenger RNA, 4152 nt
Organism: Oncorhynchus nerka (sockeye salmon)
Lineage: Eukaryota; Metazoa; Chordata; Actinopteri; Salmoniformes; Salmonidae
Product: oxidative stress-induced growth inhibitor 2
Exons: 6
Coding region: 477-2165 (562 amino acids)
Biological process (GO): negative regulation of cell growth
Molecular function (GO): growth factor activity
Source: RefSeq, a predicted model, not a curated record